CCGCGCCUUCUUGUGGCCUCAGGUACAUAUCGUCAGAGCUCUAAGCUCAUACGAGACCUUGAAAUUAGCCGCUCUCUGGACAAUUGUACUGUUGCGGCUCUGGCGACAAGGCGGGAUCUGGCCUCACGAUCACUUUCGUCUCUGUUCUACGACACGGCACCCCGCUGCUGCUGCUGCAAAGCUCGCAGCCGCUCUAGGUUCAUAUUCGGAUACCCUCCAGCUUCUCUGCAUCGUUCAGCAGCAGGCUGCAUACCCACCUUCCUUGUCCACGUCCCUGCUAGCGGAAGAAUAUGAACGGAGUCCGACGCUUCCUCGCCGGGGGCACCGCGGCCUCCACCCCACCCACUGCGACAUCUCCCCUCCCUCCAUCAACCCCCCCGCCGACAAACCCCUUGAACCUGCCGUCUAAACCAUCAUGGCCACCCACAUCGUCACCACCACAGAACGGUGCCGCGCUUGCGGACGGUUUGAAUUCCACCCCCGCGCUUUUCUUCCGCAAGGACCGGUCUCGUACGACAAAUGGGGCGGGGGGCUCGGCGAAGUCGGACGAGGAUACAGGCAAUUCGUCCUUCCAGUCUUCACGAGACUCCGUGGGGUCUGGUAGGACGUCGACGCAGCCGUCCUCGCCCGUUGCGGGGCCAUCGUCCCCAAGGAUGCCCAUACCGAUACGGGUCGCGGAGCUAUCGAGGAAGCCAGUGGACGGGGAGAAGAGGAACAGCGUGGUGUUCAGCUCAAAGGACGAUCUACUGUUGAGUCUGCUGGCGAGUGAGGCGAUCGUGGAUAGUAGGGGGUUCGACAUCUUGAGUGCGGAGGAGGUCGAGGAGCUCAAGAAGGAGUACCAAGUGCUCUCCUCACGAUUGGUCGCGUUGUCGAAGAAGCUCACACUCGAGACGAAGAUUCGGGACGCCGCCGUGUCAUUGUCUAAGGCGAAUUCUUCGUUCAAAAACGUUUCGAAGCAGACAUCCGAACAGCUCGAGACCGCGAACCGCAAGGUCGACGCUGCACAGAAGGAGCUAUGGCGCGUCUCGGAGAAGGCGGGCGAGAUCAAUCGCAGGCUGCUCGAACACCGCGCGGGCGUACUCAGCUAUUCGGUACGGAGUUUGGAGAAGAAGAUGGCACCCCCAGAGGCGAACGGCAACGGAGAUCUCAGUAUUUCAGGACGCAGUACGCCAAACCGGAAUUCUGCCAUGAGCCCCACACAAUCCUCUGCGACCAGCGCACACUCCAGCUCAUCGCGGUCACGAUUUGACGGUGCACAUUUCUUUGCUGGACAUUCAGACGCCAUCGUACCCGUCACCCCGAAAGGUGCCGCAUCAUCAGCCGAGGUCGCGGCAUUGCAGGAGCAACUCAAGGCCGCGCAAGCAGCAUUGGACGCCUCGAAUGCACAACAGGCGAAGCUAGCGAAGGAGCUAUCUUCCCUACGCUCCGAGAAACAGGUGAUGGAAACAUCGAAGGCGGCGGAGUUAAGACAAGCCGAGGACAUGAUUGCGGCAUUGGAGCGGCAGAUGGGCGAGAUGCAAGGUCUCGGGGACAGGGUAGGGAAGCUCGAGGAGGAGAAGCGGACGUGGACGAGUGAGCGGACAGAGCUGGAGAAGAAGCGGCUGGAGGUGGAAAGACUCGAGCGGCGGCUGGAACUGUUGGAGGAACGGAACGGAGAGCUGACGGAAAUCGAGCUAGCACUGGCGAAGGAGAAGCGGAAGAUCGACGAUAAGGAUAGGGAGAUUGCGGAGCUCAAGGCAGAGCGGGCGUCGCUGCUCACGGAGAGGGCGUCGUUGCAGCUCGGCGGGGAGAGCAAGGCACAGUUGGACAGGAGCGUGGACGCGAUUCAGGAGCUCAUGAAGAAGCACGGCGUCAGUCAUUACUCGCGAGACAUCACCGUCGUCGGCUUGGCGAACUCCAUUGGGAAGCACCUGGAGGACGUCAAGGCCAAGAUGGACUCCCACUCGAAGGCACAGGACGAGUGGAACGCCCAACGGUCGAAGAUGGAGAUAGAUCUUCGCAUCGGGAUGGACAAGCGUGAGCAGCUGGACAACCAGUUAGACGAGGUACGGAAAGAGCGGGACGCUGCCAAGGCAGAGGUCAGAUCACUGGAGAACCGACUCAAGGAGAUCGAAGAUGGCAGUGGCCCUCUUAUCCGGUACGAAGGGGAUGCAGCCAAGAUCGCCUCUCAGCUCGAGCCCCUAUGGAGCAUUCUCCCCUCACCAGAAGCUCGCGCUCAGAAGCUGGGCAGAAACAGGUCCACGGGGCCCACCGCUCUCGCAUCACCCGUCACCGCCAGCCCCUCGGCAAAAGGCGCGCCGUCCCUCUCUGAGAUGGAUGUCCGCUCGCUCAAGUCACUCUAUGACCCCAACGGUUUCCCUAUGUCAGCACGCCCCUCCGGACCCGACUCAUUCUCAGUCGAGGCGUUCGUGGCGCGUGUCCAGGCCCUCAUUGCGGACGACCGCGCACUCAUCGAGCGUCUCAUCCGCUUCGCGCAGGCCCACGACCUGCUCAAGAAGAAUGCGGAGCGGGCGCAGAAGCUCGCACAGGAGAGCAACUCCGCGCUCGAGACGUACCAGAAGCAGGUCAAGUUACUCGAGGAGCGGAACAUCACUAGCAUUGCGAAGCAGACCGCGCUACAAGACGAGGUCUCGAACCUGCAUGAAGCCGUCGAUCGCAUCACUGCUGCCAAGCUCGAGCUCGAGACACAAGCUGCUGAGCAAGCAGAGACCUGCAGACAGCUCACAGACGCGAACAACUCGCUCAGUGCGCAGGUCCUCAAGCUCGCCGAGCAGAGCAACAGCUCGUCAACGUCCGAUGUCGUCCGCAGGAAGCUUGAGGCUGAAGUCAAGAGGCUCGAAGGAGAGGUGGCGAAGCUCGGCGACGAGGUCAAGCGGCUUGAAGCGGAGCUCGCCACAAGCAAGGCCGCCCUGAACAAGGCACACGAGGAGGUCGAAGAAGUUCGCGUCUCACAGCAGACGCAGCAGAUGGCGCUCCUCGAAGAGCUCAACUCGGUUCAGACGGAGAACUCGAACCUUCGUGCGCAGCUGCGGAAAAAGUAACCCAUGGCAUCCUACCGUAGUUCCCACUCUGGAGUUUUGGCUGGAGCUGGCCUUGAUGGCCGGCCUGGUCUCGGACAUUGCGGCUCGGGAUUUGGAUUUUACGGCUUUUGUUGCCGUUUGUCCUCACGCUCAUUUGCUUCGUUCCUCGUCUUUCCUCCUCGCUACAUCACACUUGUUCCGACUGCGAUCAGCCACACCGAGCCCGCCGUCCUCUUCAUAUCUCUCAGUCUCUCGCUAUCUAGGAUAUCCCACUCUUCUUCCUCUAUCUCCUCUUGUUUGGUACACACAUUGUCGAAUGUAUCUCUAUCGCAUAUUGAUAUCCGCGCAUCGCUCGCUCUACUUAUUACCACAUGUUGCAUCCUCGCCCAUGUAAUAUGAUCGUGAAUCUUGG
Molecule: messenger RNA, 3432 nt
Organism: Dichomitus squalens LYAD-421 SS1
Lineage: Eukaryota; Fungi; Basidiomycota; Agaricomycetes; Polyporales; Polyporaceae
Exons: 4
Coding region: 291-3041 (916 amino acids)
Source: RefSeq, a predicted model, not a curated record